This is a messenger RNA of [Candida] anglica, 1410 nucleotides long. The record is from the annotation of a GenBank genome assembly. Lineage: Eukaryota; Fungi; Ascomycota; Pichiomycetes; Serinales; Debaryomycetaceae.
AUGUCUGGGAUUAUUAUUGAAGCUGGUAAAGAUCAUGAUAUAGUGAAUUAUAGAGUUCAAUAUGAAUUGCAGUUGACGUACGGAAAUAUCGGCGAUAAAGAUCUGGAAAAGAUUAUAGUUUGUGGAGUUAUCACGCAAAGAUAUGAUGAUAAGAUUCAUAAGAAUAUAAAUGACCUUGUGGGGAAACCAGCUAGAGAUUAUCUUCCUAAGGAAAGAAAACUCAUUACGUAUCUUCAAGGAGGACCUGGAUUCCCCUGUAAGUUCCCUGGUAGUGGAGAUUCGAUUGUCAAGGUUCUUCUUGAUCGUGGGUAUCAAAUAUUUUGGCUUGAUCAAAGAGGUACUGGAUACAGUACAGCUAUUGAAUCUAGACUGUUGGUAGAAAAGUUUGGUGGUUCAACAGAAGAAAUUGUUGAGUAUGUUUUAAAAUUCCGGGCAGAUUCAAUUGUUCAAGAUUGUGAACAAAUUAGAAAAGAUCUUUUAAAUGAUGGUAAAUGGUCACUUUUAGGCCAAUCUUACGGAGGCUUCUGUAUUUUCACCUAUCUUUCAAUGUUCCCAGAUUCGAUUAAAGAGGCAUUGAUCACUGGAGGUGUCCCACCAGUGGGUCAUACUCCUCAAGAUGUAUACACUGCAACAUAUGCACGUACCACUGAACGUAAUGUUCACUACUACCGUAAAUACCCUCAAGACGUCGAAAAGGUUGCCACAAUUGCCAAGUACUUGUCUGACCAUGUAGUUGAAUUGCCCAAUGGAGGAAUUCUUUCCGUUGAAAGAUUUCAAACCUUGGGACUUAAUUUUGGACAUAAUGGUGGAACCGAUGAAAUCCAUCUGAUUAUCCUGAAACUUCAUUAUGAUUUACAACAGGCUUCUAAGAGACCAGCAUACCUGACCUUGGCUACAAUUGAAAACAUGUAUUCGUUUGAUACGAACAUCAUUUAUGCUCUUUUCCAAGAAGCCAUUUAUUGUGAAGAUGACAUUAAAUCUGAAUGGAGUGCUGAUCUGCUUAGAUAUCACCCAAACAAUGUCAAUUAUCAAUACAAUCCUUCAGCUAAUACCCCACUUUAUUUCACUGGAGAAAUGGUUUUCAAAUCAAUGUAUAAGGAUUAUUCUGAAUUGAAGUGUCUUGAAAAAGUUGCAGAUGCAUUGCACAAAAAGCAUGAUUGGAGUCAAUUGUACCAUGUGGACACCUUGAGACUGCUCACUUGGGAAAAGGUACCCAUUGUGGCAGCCACUUAUGUAUAUGAUCAGUAUGUUGACUUUGAUGUGACCAGAGCUGUGAAACAACAAGUUUUCCAAGGUAAUGGUAAUCUUCGUCAAUACAUCACUAGUGAAUUUUUCCAUAAUGGUAUUAGAGCCAAUGCUGAAAAGGUUUUAGGAUCUUUAUUUGAUUUACUUGAGUGUGAAAUUGAUUAA